This is a messenger RNA of Saprolegnia diclina VS20, 1551 nucleotides long. RefSeq lists its product as hypothetical. NCBI's taxonomy places the organism in Eukaryota, Oomycota, Saprolegniomycetes, Saprolegniales, Saprolegniaceae. Bases 251 to 1504 code for a protein of 417 amino acids. The transcript is spliced from 6 exons. The record is from RefSeq and is a predicted model, not a curated record.
GCUAAACCCACGCCACUCGACCCGAGGCCAUAUUGUGCCAGGACCUUGGCCGCUUGCUGCAUAGAAGUAUUUUCGCACAAGCCGCACGAAUUAUUAGCAAGCUACGAGUGCACACACCCAGUACGGCGCUUGCCACUCGAACCGUGGCGCCUCGUCGAUUCAUUGUAGGCGUCGCCGUCUUGUCGCAACGCAAAGUUGGGUGGGUUUAACCUCGCUGUUUUCAUAGUGAAAAGAUCGCCGGAGUCGCCGCAUGGAGCUCGCCGCGCUUCAGGACCACCUCGCGCUCUUGACCAUCCACCACAGCCAAGCCGAGGCCAACAGCUCGCUCCUGCACAGCACCAUGCACGCUCUCUGGCGCGGUCGCGCCAAUCUCCUCAAGGCGCGCGUCAUUGAGACGCAGCGCCGGCUGCAAUCGCUGCAGGCGACCAUCCCAUUGUCGUCCGAGAGCCUCGCUGCCAAGCCCGUGCUGCCCCGCCACAUCUUUGUCCUCGUGCACGGCGUGUACGGGUCGCCGACCGACCUCGCGGCCAUCGCCAAGAAGCUCCGGUCGACGUUUGCCGACAACGAGAUGCUCCUACUGCAGAGUCGAUCGAAUAAAGGCAAGACACAGCGUGGCCUUGAGAAGUGCGGAUCCAACUUGGCGGCCGAGAUCUCGGACCUGCUCUUGACGUACCAGUCGUCGCCGCAUGGCCACCGCAUUAGCUUUGUGGGCCACUCGCUUGGCGGGCUCAUUACGCGCCAGAGCCUCGUGUACCUCCAAGACGUAUUUGCCAAGCAACAGAUUCAGUGUACGUCGUACGUCUCGGUGUGCUCGCCGCACUUGGGCUCGCGCUGUCCCGGCGGAUCGCCCACCAAGAACAUGUGGAAGUUUGCGGUCCACCAAGUCUUGUCCAUGUCGCUCAUUUACGGCAAGACGGGCCACGAGCUGCUCUUCGAAGACAACCCCGUAGCGCCGUUCUUGGAGAGCAUGAGCGCGCCUCAGUCGAUGCACAUGCAAGCGCUCGCAAGAUUCAAACACCGAACUGCGAUCGCCGUCAUCGAAGGCGACCAGCUCGUACCCUACGCCUCCGCCUCCAUGAACCCCAACCCUCUGCCCGAGAUGCCGCCGCAUAAAGACUCGUCGAGCGUCUGGCAGUGGACGAUGCUGCACGACGGGUUCGCCGACACGUCCGCGUUCGGUGCCAAGCUCAGCGCAAAGUACCCUGUCCUGCCCACGGCGCGUCCCGAGCUCGAGAUGACGUCGGAUGGCCAGCCGUGCGACGCAGGGCACGAAGUUGCGAUUUCAGCUGGCAUGCUCAGCAACCUCCUCUCGCUGCCGUGGCGACGCAUGCACCUCCAGGUCGACAUGCGCGGGAUCCACAAGGUGCACGCGCUCAACCUGCACGUGUGGCCUGUUGGGCUCAUGCAGCCGAGCAACAGUCGAAGCGACGAGUUCAUCGAUGUUCUCGUUGAGAUGCUGCAUGCCGACCACAUAGAAAGCGAUGAAAAGGCUCCUUGUGUAUAACCGUAUCAAUCGACUAGUCGUACAUACGACGGUGCAGGGCUCCCACA